GCAGUCUCGCCGGAGCGUCCGUCCGUCCGCCAAGCUGGGAGGAUCUGUCCCGCGUCGCGGCGACGAGUCGCGGUGAUCGGGAUUGCCGUCCGGCUCCGUCCGGCUCCUGCGUCUGGCUGUCCCUUGGUCUCGUGUCCGCCAGAUCGACUCCGCGUGCGAUGGCCACAGAGGGAGCCUCCACGCCGGGCGGGGUGAGGCCGGCCUCCAGCAGCGAGGAGCAGCAGCAGCAGGAGCAGCAACAGGAGCAGCAGCAGGAGCAGCAGCAGGAGCAGGUGGCCUCCUCCACGGCCAAGCAGGCGCCGGCGAAGGGCAACGCGAGCGAGUCGACCCCCGCGGCAGCGGCAAAGGCCCAGGCCCAGGCCCGGGCGAGCAAGAAGGCCAAGGGUGCCGCGUCGGCGAUGGCGUGCAAGGUGGCGCUGCUGGAUGGCGCGCAGUACGAGUGCGAGGUGGAGAAGCACUCUAAGGGGCAGGUGCUCUUCGACAAAGUGUGCGACCACCUCAACCUCCUGGAGAAGGACUACUUCGGCCUGGCCUUCCAGGAUGCCCACGACCACAAGAAUUGGUUGGAUCCUGCCAAGGAUAUUAAAAAGCAGGUCGGAAAUGGGCCGUGGGCGUUUUCCUUCAAUGUGAAGUUCUAUCCGCCGGACCCGUCGCAGCUCACGGAGGACAUCACUAGGUACUACGUGUGCCUGCAGCUGCGUCAGGACGUGUCGUCGGGGCGGCUGCCGUGCUCGUUUGUGACGCUGGCGCUGCUGGGCUCCUACGCGCUGCAGGCCGAGCUGGGCGACCACGAGGCCGAUGAGCACGGCGCCGACUAUGUGGCCUCCUCGGGCUUCCGCUUCGCGCCGGCGCACUCCCACGAGCUGCUCGAGAAGAUCGCCGAGCUGCACAAGACCCACCGGGGACAAACCCCGGCUGAGGCUGAGCGCCACUUCCUGGAGAACGCCAAGAAGCUGUCCAUGUACGGCGUGGACCUGCACCAGGCCAAGGACUCGGAGGGGGUGGACAUCACGCUGGGCGUCUGCUCGAGCGGCCUGCUCGUCUACAAGGACCGUCUGCGCAUCAACCGCUUCCCCUGGCCCAAGAUCCUCAAGAUUUCCUACAAGCGCAGCAACUUCUACAUCAAGAUCCGGCCGGGAGAGCUCGACCAGUUUGAGAGCACCAUCGGCUUCAAGCUGCCCAACCACCGCGCCGCCAAACGCCUCUGGAAGGUGUGCGUGGAGCACCACACCUUCUUCCGGCUGGUGACCCCGGAGCCGGCGCCCAAGGGCCGCUUCCUCACGCUGGGCUCGCGCUUCCGCUACUCGGGGCGCACGCAGGCGCAGACGCGCGCCGCCAGCUCGCAGAUCGACCGCCCCGCGCCACACUUCACUCGCUCCGCCAGCAAGCGCUACACCGUGUCCAGCUCGCUCGACGGAGCGCCGGGCGGGGGCAGCCAGGACGGCUCCUCGUGGGGUCUCGACGACGAGCCUCCGCCCCCCACCGCUGACCCCCGCAACUCCGUGGGGGGCGAGCGCCACGCCGUCAACUCCGUCGCCGCCGUCACCACCGUCACCGCCACAACUGUGACCGGCGGGGCCGCCCUCGCCGCGACGGCGGGCGGGAACGUCGCCGAUCGGGCGGAGAAGACGGACGGCGGUAACGACGGCGGCGGCGACGACGUUGUUGGCGGCGGCGUCGGCCGUGACGACGACAACAAAGAGGAAACCUCCGUCCAGAGCUCGGAGGCGCAGGGGGAGGAGGUGAAGAGAAGGCCUAAGAAAGCAGACGGAGAAAACAUUUAUAUCAGGCAUAGCAGGCUAAUGUUAGAGGAGCUGGAGCGCCGGCCGGACGAGCUGCUGCUCAAGCGGCAGGCGAGCCUCAGCGAGCUCAAGCGCUCCUUCCUGGAGUCGCGGCCCGACGGCGCGGCCGGCGCCAUGACGGCGCCGCCGGCCGGCGGCUGGGACAUCCGCCUGCAGGAGCCGUCGCCCGUGCACCGGCACGGCCAGCCCGGCACGGAGGAUGAUGAGGAGGAGGAGGAUUAUUGGGCACAGCUGCCCGAGGAGCCCGCGCCCUCGAGCGCGCCCAGCGGCCAGCCACACGAGGUGGCCACGGCGGCGCCGGGCGACGCGGCGUGGGCGGAGCGGCCCCUGGGCCCGCACCCGCGGGACCCCCCCGCCCAGUUUGCGGACGAGCUGCUCGUAGAGAUCUCGCAGAGGAUAGAGAAGAAGGAGGAGGAAGGCUCCAGGGCGGAGGCAGCGCAGCCUCAGCGGCAGCCGCAGCACCAGCCACAGCCGCAGCAGCAGCAGCCGCAGCAGCAGCAGCAGCAGCAGCAGCCGCUGCAGCAGCAGCAGCCGCAGCAGCAGCCACAGCAGCCGCAGCAGCAGCAGCGAAUGAGCAGCAGCAGUUCGGUGUCGAUGUCGCGGGUCGUCUACAAGACGGUGGUGAUCACCGGCGAGCCCGACCUGCUCAAGGGCUCCUCCGACGAGAAGGACGACUCAUCCUCCUCGGGCGGCGGUGGCGACGGCGACACUCGCACCGGGCCCUGCGUCCAGACGGCUCCCUCGUCGGGCGGCAGGAGGAGCGGGGAGGAGGAGGAGGAGAGAGCAAAGACGGAGAAGAGAGCGGCGGCGGAGGAGGAGGUCGUCGGACGCGUGGCCGCCCCGCCCCGAGCGGUUCCCCACCACGGGGCCGAGGCGACGGGCGCAGGCGAGGCCCAGGCUUCGGGCGGGGCACCCGGGGAGGAGGCCGAGGGGGCCGCGGGGGACGUCGACUUCCUGGAGAGGGAGAUGAUGAAGGUGGCCGUGGCGCUGAGGAAGGGGGCGGCCGGUGGGCACGGCGACGAGGGGAAGCCCAAAGCCAACGGGGCCGACGCGUCCGAGUCGGAGACCAGCGAGUCGGAGGAGGAGCGCGGAUUUGAGCCACCUCUGAUCGCCACGGAGAGCGUGAGCUUCAGCGAGGUGUCGCACACGGGGAGGGCGGACUUCUCCACCACGGACGUUCCCAUCGUGCACACGCACACCAAGACCAUCACCUACGCGGCCACGCAGGAGGGGCGCGGAGGCGAGGCAUCCGAGUCGAGUGUCUUGCCGGAAAUGGCCGGCUUCUCGGCAGAGUCCGUUGCCACCACGACCACCACGCACAUCACCAAGACGGUGAAGGGAGGCAUCUCAGAGACGCGCAUCGAGAAGCGCAUCGUCAUCAUGGCCGACACCGACAUCGACCAUGACCAGGCCCUGGCCCAGGCAAUCCGCGAGGCCAAGGAGCAGCACCCCGACAUGGCGGUCACCAAGGUGGUCGUGCACAAGGAGACGGACGUCUCGAUCGAGGACGACGACGACGACGAGGAGCAGCAGCAGCGCCCCUGAGGGCCGCUGCCCCACACCCCCCUCCCUGCCCAGCGGCUGGCAGGAGGGGUGGAGCCACGGGGCCGUGGGGAGGUCACCCCGCGAGCGUCGCGCCACAGGAACCACUCCCGUGCCGCAGCGGCGGCCCCCGCCACACGCCAGGGGGACGUCACCCACCCUCGGCGCCGCUGUUGCCCGCGGUUGCUGGCGCCCAUUCCGCCGCCCCUGACUCGCACCACGCUUCACGAUUUGUGUUUGUUUGUUUCUCUCUCGCUCUUGAUCUCAGAUUAUUAUUAUUUUUUUACGUUGUCUGUUAACGUUUUGCUUUUUAUUCCGUUCGCUCGUGCGCGUUUUUAAUCGUGCGCGCGGGAAAGGAAAAAUAAAACCUCGCAAAGGGGCCUCCUGCCAAAAUCCCCACAGCCUGGGAGGCUGCCGCAAGUUUCUAACUGCCUUGGGGGGCUGCCGCGAGUUUCUAAUGGACUUGGGUGGCUGCCGCGAGUUUCUAACGGCCUCGCGCUCCUUCGGUCUGGAGCCACCGGCUCUCCACCGUACAUCUCGGAUGAUAACGUCUUUAACCGGCCACGAUGAACGUUUUUUGUAUUUUUCUUAUUUUAAAUCUUCGCUAAAAGACCAACACCGCUCGCUGUCUCUCAGCCUGAUGAGAGGUUGCUGCUGCUGCUGCAUUCUUCAGCGUUGGAAGUGGCGGUGGUUGCUCUCCUGCUUCCCCGUGGCGAACCAGCCUUCACUUCCAGGGGUAACUGCUGGCCUGUGCUUAACAACAGCAAGAACUAAACUUGUUUUAGUUUUACCAGGUAAGGCCCACUGAGCUGUGCAGCUCUUGUCAGAAGCUGCCUUGGCCACAAAUGAGAGCUCGACGAAGCGGCUCAGCGUCGCAUGGACAUGUAUGUCGGCCAAACACCCUGUGAAUGCACGUCGAUUCUAAAUGUGGCGGGGGGAAAGCUGGAGUUGCUGGCGAAAAAUCGACACGACCGCGGGGAGAGAGAGAGAGAGAGACACCGCAAACUUCAAAUAUGCGUCAGGGGUCGGGAUCGAACCCAUGUGGACGUCGCACAAGCCCGGCUUGCCGUGGCCACGGGAGCCGACGGAACUGGUCGUUUUAUUUUGUACCUUCCUGAAGCUUCCUUGUCUCUCUCUUCCUCUCUCUCUCUUCACAAAAACCCGCCCCAACGGCGCGACCCCACGCUCGGGGGACGCAGUUCCGUUCCGCCCCCCUCGCCCCCCCCCUCGCCCUCCCCCGUCGAAGUGAGAUGGAGGCCAAGCGAAUGGGGGCUCCCACUGGAGGGGGGGUGGGCUGCUCGUGAAUUGAAACAGAAUUCGGAAUCUUUGUUUAUCCUGGAUGGAAAUCCGAUGAGCUUUGAAGCUCUUUCCCCCCUCGCCCCCCCCCCCCCCCCCCCCACAGAUAUCCAGGUCGGGUUGCACGGGGUCAGAAUGUUACGGCAGCACUCGGUAGACAAAACACAACCAUGGGAAGUAUAGAGAAGGGGAAGAAAAUCGCAACGAAAAAUGUUUUUACUCUUUUUAUUUUACCAGGUAUGGCGCCACUGAGCUCUUCAGUGACUCCUCAACUUACGAACAUUCGACUUGCGAACUUUCAGAUAUGCGAACAAACCUGUCCGCAUGUCCAGUUGCCUGUUUGGACCAAGAGUCGUAAGUUCAACCGCUGCGCAAUAGACGGCGGUAGUGGCAUCUACGUCUGCAGGAGAUUAUACAACUUGUAAAGUCAUUCCCCGUGUUAGGUGUACACGCCGUACAACAAUGUUUGGAAUCGACAGGAGUAGAGUUUGGACUUACGAACAAAUCGAUUUACGAACAGACCUCUCGAAACCUAACUCGUUCGUAAGUCGCAGAGACCCUGUAUGUAUCUAUUUUUUUCAGAGGUGGCCUGGUCACAAAUGAUAGUUUAACCAAGCGGCUUAUCAUCACGCGGGAAAAUGUACGGUGGCCAAAGACCCUGGACGCGUGGCGUUGAUUCUGAACGACGGAGGGGGGGGGGACGGGUGCGGCGUCGCUGGCUCCUGCCGUGGCUUGCCGACGAGGCCGAUCGGAGCUCGCGUUGUGACCGUGUCGCACUGUUUUUGGCCAAUACCAAUUCUACUCUGUGUGGGUUUAGCUAUGGGAGGAAACCCGUGCAGAAUAGGGGGGAGAGGCUACACACAGCAAGGCACCCGUGUCGGGAAUCGAACCCAGGUCCCUCUUGCCAUGAGGCACGAGUGUUACCAGCGCCGCCACCACGGUGGUGUCCACACACCCGCGUGGAGCUGCAGGCCCGUGAUGAUGACGACGUUGGAGAGGCUUCAUUAGAGGCUGCCGUUGCGUAAGAGAUGGGAAUUAGUUGGCAGUUCCCUAUGGGGCGAUGUAACCUAAACCCUCGUGUUCCAGUCACGUGGGUUCAUAGUAGUGGCCGCGCGACGUUCGGCGCGCUGAGGUCCGACGUUUCGCUCCGCGUGCCCGGGGAGGUCCUUCGGGAUAUGAAUGUCCGCGUUCGGUCGAAACGUCGGGGGACGUCGCGCCGAGCGAGACGCGGCACGACCCGGAGGGCGACGCGGCGGCACGGCCGCGAAGCCCAACGGCCUGGACUCGAACCACGUUCACCAACUUGCAGGCUACCGCUGUGUGUACCACGGCGUGUACCGCUGUGUGUGCCGCUGUGUGUGUACCGCUGUGUGUGUACCGCUGU
This is a messenger RNA of Lethenteron reissneri (Far Eastern brook lamprey), 6024 nucleotides long. Its product is annotated as protein 4.1-like. Gene Ontology annotation, biological process: actomyosin structure organization; cortical actin cytoskeleton organization. NCBI's taxonomy places the organism in Eukaryota, Metazoa, Chordata, Hyperoartia, Petromyzontiformes, Petromyzontidae. Gene Ontology annotation, cellular component: plasma membrane; cytoskeleton. Gene Ontology annotation, molecular function: actin binding; structural molecule activity. The record is from RefSeq and is a predicted model, not a curated record.